Messenger RNA from Ostreococcus lucimarinus CCE9901, 882 nucleotides. RefSeq lists its product with no specific name. Lineage: Eukaryota; Viridiplantae; Chlorophyta; Mamiellophyceae; Mamiellales; Bathycoccaceae. The record is from RefSeq and is a predicted model, not a curated record. The transcript has a single exon. The coding region runs from base 1 to 882 and encodes 293 amino acids.
AUGCCUCGCGUCAUCGCCGCUGGCGUGCGCGCGCGCGUCCGCACCCCCGCGCCCGCUUCGAUUCACUCAGCGCGCCGCGCGCGCGCGUCUUCCGGCGCGCUUUUGAACGCGCAGCCGAGGCACUCGGCGCGCUCGGUCCGUCGUCCCAGCGCGUGCCGCGCGUCCGCGCGUCGCCGCGACGAAGCCAAGGCUCAAAACGCGCUCGAUGCGGCGGUCGACGUGGACAACCUCGGCUACACCGAACCGUGGGCGGUGGAACUGGUGACGUUUUGGCGCGAGUACGCGGGCGCGAGAGAUCGCGUCGUGCGCGCGCUCGUCGACGUCGGCGAAACGCACCGUGAAAUGCGCGAUCCAGCGCAGAUCGCGAUCGCGGGCGAUCGCCUGCGAAGACUUCUGCCGGACAUCGACGUGUGCGCGGUGUUCGAACGCGACCCAGGGGUUUUGAAAAUUGAAUUCGUCGCCGCGAGUAAACGCGUGCUCGAGUUGCAAGACGUUUUGUGCUCGAGCGAUAUGUGUCGCGAUGUCACCGGAUUGAUCGAGCGUCAUCCGCAAUUAUUACUGGUGGAUGACAUUCACGCCCACAUUGAGCGCGCGGUGGCAAAACUGGCGAGUUUGGAACCGAAUUGCGACGCGCGCGCCGUCGUCGACGAAUUCCCAGAACUUAUAUAUCGCAUCCACUCGUACGACUACGUCGAGAGCUUGCCCAUCAGCAUUCAAAACAUGCUCCUCGACAGCGCGUCCGAGGACGACACCCGCUUGGAAGAUUACGAGCGAAUGUGGGACGAGCGCGAGGCGGCGGAUCGCGAGCGGGAUGAUUUCUUCGCCGACGACGCGAGCGAGUGGAUGGUCGACGGCUUUUGGGAAGGGCCGACCGCCGACUGA